Messenger RNA from Dentiscutata heterogama, 711 nucleotides. Lineage: Eukaryota; Fungi; Glomeromycota; Glomeromycetes; Diversisporales; Gigasporaceae. The record is from the annotation of a GenBank genome assembly.
AUGGGAGUAAGCGUGGAGGCUGGAAGACUUAUUGUUAUUCUAACAAACACUUUAACUACCAUUGUAGGUUUUAUCCUUAUCGUGUUGGGACUUUAUGAACUCGCGUCCCCUGAUGUAAGCUUGUACUCGAACGCGAUUCCUCUUGAUACUAUCAUUUUUGGCAUCAUCAUUCUUUUGAUUUCUAUUACUGGUUGUUGUGGUGGAGUAGCCGAGAGUAAACCUGUCUUAUGGGCUGUCGAAAACGUUCUUGACACUUGGUGGCAAUUUGCUUAUACCGAUAAUCCUAGAAUAAUUCGCGACAUCGAAGAUAAGUAUUCGUGCUGCGGAUUUAGGAAUGUAACAGAUCGUGCCAUCCCAAAAAAAAGCCCAGAUGCCUGCACUAAAAGUUCUUGGUUUGGUUAUGACAAACCUUGUUUGGCAGUUUUAACCCAAGCAUAUAGGCAUCAUCAAACUGCACUCGGUGUUUGGGGGAUUAUUUUGGCUCUUAUCCAGAUUCUCGCUCUGAUUUCGGCAUACGUUCUUAUUGCAAAUUUACCGACUCCUGAACAACGUGAUCGUGAUUAUAGAGCUGAACACGAACGACUUAUUAAGGUUGGUCGUGCGGAUCCUGAACAACAACAAUCUAAACCUUAUUAUACUGAUAGAGGUACUGGUGUAAGUAGUGGUUCGUCAGGUGCAGCACGUGAUCAAUAUGGUGCUAUUAAUCCAUAA